Molecule: messenger RNA, 599 nt
Organism: Myxozyma melibiosi
Lineage: Eukaryota; Fungi; Ascomycota; Lipomycetes; Lipomycetales; Lipomycetaceae
Exons: 4
Coding region: 74-451 (125 amino acids)
Biological process (GO): DNA-templated transcription; termination of RNA polymerase I transcription
Cellular component (GO): RNA polymerase I complex
Molecular function (GO): zinc ion binding; nucleic acid binding
Source: RefSeq, a predicted model, not a curated record
CCCUCAAACCACAUUAAUACCACUCCCGCUCUCUUUCUCUACUCUUAUUUGAAAAAUAAAAAACGCUGAAAAAAUGUCCGUCGUGGGAAGCUUGAUUUUCUGCAACGACUGCGGAACACUCCUCGACAGCGUCGUGUCCAGCAAAAGCACAAUCAGCUGCGCUCAAUGUGGUGCCGAUUACAACUCUGAGGAAUUCGCAAACUUGACUGUGACUACGAAAUCCUCAGAGUCGGCGUUCCCGUCAACCCUGCGACAGAAGCGAUCGGUCGUGAAAACCUCGCUGGGACGGGACGAGCAGAAUGAGGAGGGUGCUACUAUCAACGAGAAAUGCCCACAGUGCGGUAAAGAUGAGAUGCAGUAUUACUCCCUGCAACUACGAAGUGCCGACGAAGGUGCCACGGUUUUCUACACAUGCACCGACUGCGGAUAUAAAUUCAGUACAAACAACUGAAUGCUUCUGCUUCAUCUUUCUAUCUUCUCUUAAAAGUUAUUCUUCCAGAUUUUUUUGUUUAGUUGGCAUAUAGGCGUCGGGUUUGUUUUAUUUUCUUGUCUCGUCUGGUUAUGGAUAAGAAUAGUGUAAUUUAGUUGAAUAUAUAUAU